AUUACACAGUGCGCACAAUGUUUGAACUGAUUAUUUUAUUUCUCGUAGCUACUGCAACCGAUGGUCACCCGUCGUCCGUCAGUCGAAAUGAAACUUUGAUUCGCACGACUGGCCACCACGGUCGUAUCGUAGGCGGCGAAGAGGCCUCGAUUGAGAAUCAUCCCUGGCUCGUUUCUCUGCAAGCUCUGGGCUUUCACGUUUGCGGUGGCAGCAUCAUAUCCGAAACGCUCGUGCUGACUGCCGCUCACUGCACCAAGUACUCGGUCAAAUGGCUGAGCGUGAGGACGGCCAGCUCGACAAAACAGGCCGGAGGAGUGGUGCAUCGGGUCGACGAGAUUCUGCGGCACGAGCUUUACGCCACCAACUCUUUUGGCAUCCCCGUGAAUGACCUGGCCAUUUUGCGGCUGAGAACGUCCAUCGAUUUCGACGCGGGCAGUCGACCGAUCUCUCUGUUCGACUACGCCGAGGACGUGGCCGAGGGCAGCCUCUUGACGAUCACCGGCUGGGGCUCGUUGGGCGAGGGAGGCCCGGCGACCGAAACCCUGAGAAGCGUCCAAGUUCCCGUCGUGUCGAAAGCUCGCUGCGGCGAGACUUACGAGAUGUGGGGAGGCUUGCCCGAGGGCCAGAUCUGCGCGGCUUACGCCGAAGGUGGAAAAGACACGUGUCAGGGUGACUCAGGCGGUCCAUUGGUGCUCGAUGGACGACAAGCUGGGAUCGUUUCGUGGGGAAACGGCUGCGCCAAAAAAGGAUAUCCCGGGGUCUACACGGAGAUAGCCUACUUUCGCAAUUGGAUAAGCGAGAAAACUGGAAUUUAAUCACGAAAUAAUUGUCACACAUAAUCUGAUUGCGACAUUCUUACACAUUUUUACUUUGUAUUUCUAAUUCAUAAUUCGGAAUGAAAAUUCGAUACGAGAAAUUCAGCGUUGCUAAUUUGGUUAACUCGCACAGAUGCACUUGCACAGCCUUGCGUGACCCUCCUUAGCCAGAGGCACUCAAACGAUCAUAAUGUGUCUACAUUACGUAAGUUAACAGCGGCUAUUUUGAUUUCUCCUGUCGUUGCACAUGCAGCCACAGGUACAUUAUACGAGAGAAGAGUCAAGUGGGUGUACGCAUCGCCGCACU
Molecule: messenger RNA, 1122 nt
Organism: Trichogramma pretiosum
Lineage: Eukaryota; Metazoa; Arthropoda; Insecta; Hymenoptera; Trichogrammatidae
Product: trypsin-1-like
Exons: 2
Coding region: 18-815 (265 amino acids)
Biological process (GO): proteolysis
Molecular function (GO): serine-type endopeptidase activity
Source: RefSeq, a predicted model, not a curated record